Molecule: messenger RNA, 2478 nt
Organism: Spirometra erinaceieuropaei
Lineage: Eukaryota; Metazoa; Platyhelminthes; Cestoda; Diphyllobothriidea; Diphyllobothriidae
Source: the annotation of a GenBank genome assembly
AUGAGCUUUUCCAGACCUGCAACGCUGCUCGCCGUCGCCGACAGCAGGAUCACCGGCGAAGUCGUCAUAUCUACACCACCCAGCAACCCAAGUUCUCUUGGCUUUCAUGCAAGGCUUGGCCCUGCGGUCGAGGCGACCCUCUCUAAAGUGAGUCAUUAAGAUAAUGAGGAAAAACGUAGCGUUCCCUGGACAAGUGCGUUUAAAAUCUGGGAGCUAAUCCUGGUAAUAUUCAAAUACUUGUAAAUUUUCAAGAAGGUGCAUGUCUUAGGGCCCAUGACUACUUUUUGUGUCCUCGGCCGAGCGUGGAUAAGUUACUGCCGCCAUUCAUGUGCUGUCCACGUAUGUUCUCGCGUGCUUGCUAUAAUUGCAUCCCGGCUGUUGAACACCUUUCCUGGUGCCCCGACGGAUUGGACCUUUUUGAAAUAGUGACGAAAAGUCAGAUGUCCUUGAUGUGAGGGGAAAUCGGGCGGCCAUCUACCAGCCGAAAAUCUUGUAACAACCUCACCCCCUGGUUGUUAUCCACACCUGCGACUUCGACUGCUUCAUCUUCGAAGUCAUUCGCCGUUUUGAUAGCACCAGUUUCCAACUGAGAAUUCGGAUCCGCCCUCCCCCCGUAUAGGCGUCCAUGCAGCCUCUUCUGUGGUUGUCUGCCGAGUUUUCCAACAUAAUUACACCUACGGCAGAAUAUUGCCGUUUAUAGACAACGGACUCCUUUUCACCUCUGAGUUGAAGGUAUUUUGGCACCAAAACUCGGCGACAAAUUUUGGUGUACGGUUUGUGGCGACUCCGCCCUCUGUUGAUAUGGGCCUCGUGGUCGUGGCUAUCGAACCAACCUUCACAUGCGGAAUCCUUUGCCAUGGCUUGGGAUAUUUGAAUGUUUACCACUCUCCCUAAGGUCACCAUCUCCUUGUCGAAUGCUGAUAGGAUUAUCUUCCUCGAAGGUACUCUGUCGGUGUUCGAGCUCAACCUUGGCAGGUGACAUUCUACAAUGAUCUACCUGUCGUCGGUAUGUCCUAUUGCCUUGCAGCCACUCCUUGCGGGGCAUUGAAUUGCCUGCAGUGUGAUGAUCCACUUUAUGUGGAUCACCGCCUAACGGUUGAUCUGGUGGAAGAGGUGGGCAUCGGUGGUUAUUGUUUUUUUCUUUCUCUAUCACAAACAACCUUGUAGCUGGUGUCCUCGGAAGAUACUUAAAAUCAACGAAGCUAAGCGCAGCAAAUCUCCCUGCAUUUACUUCUACCAACUGUUGUGUGUCUCCGUACGACUGUACAGGGUGUCGCAGGUAUGUGCCCGCGUUUAAGUUGAACGGUCACUUCAGCUUCGUCGAUGCGUUUGGAUGAACGUUGCACAAAUCUACACCACGCCACGCAUACACUGCCGGCAAUUGCUAUGAACGAGGAUGUAGCAUAGGCGACACCAACUGAGCCUAGUAUUGCAGGCACGAUUAGGGUGGUAAGCAGUAAACUGAUAUUGGCCGCCCAAUGCAUCGAUGGACCUGGUGGAUACUCCUACACCGCCUCUUCUUGGUACCUAGCUCUUACCUGUGGACCACAAAGCCGUGCUAAGCACGACGGCCACACACCAGUUACUGUCCUUAACUAGCGGGCUAAACCAGAUGUUUGUGUCUUCAUACCCGGUAGUCCCCAAACUAGUCCUUAAGUCCCCCACCCCAAACAAAAAAGGCCUAUGGAGGGAUGCAAAAAUUGCGGUCAAAACAAUAUGCGAAACAAUCACCAACCCUGUUUCUAUACCGUGCCCGGCGCGGGCCGCCACAGUGGCCCUGCUCAUUCUGGCAGCCUGGAAUGUGCGUUCGCUUUCAGGCAAACUAACGACAAACCGUCCAGAAGGGGGGACGGCCCUGGGCACGAGGGGACCGGUUCCCUACAGUGUGGACAUUGCGGCUCUCGGUGAGACCCGCCUCUCUGUUCCCAACGAGAACACGUGAAGGACAAAGGGCAAACUGCCUGGAUCUUGUUAUUACGAAAUCACCAGACAGCAUAGACGAGAUCACCUCCAUGCCGCCCCUUGGUCGAAGUGAUCACGUAGUGCUUAUGUUGGAUUAUUCGUUAUUCUCCAUUUCACAUACUCCAGACCGAAAAAGACGGAAUGUUUGGCGAGGCGAAUUCAAUCAGAUGAGGGCAGACUUGUGCGGUCUCGGCUGGGUCUCAUUGUUUACGGGAAAGCCUGGAGACCGUGGGCGGUUGAGGAUCAAAACUGCCUCGAAAGAGUUCAGAGGAGAGCCACGAAGAUGGUUAGGGGUCAAAGGUCCUUUCCUUAUGCAACCCGCCUAGUAAAUCUGAACCUCUUUCCUUUGAGUUACAGGAAACUUCGCGGGGAUCUCUUGCAAGCCUUACGCGUUGUAGUCUGGCCUUCGAGGACUUAUUUGAAUUUGCUACCACGACCAACCUCCGAGGUUACCAGUUAAAACUGCGAACUCAGCGGGCAAGGCUGGAUGUGCGAAAGUUCUCAUUCUCUGUUUGA